AAAGUAUCUAACAAAACUCGAACUUUUCAUCAGCCAACACGAUCCCACUCUCUCUUUUUCCCCUAUAAUUCUGCGCUUCUUUCUCUCUCUAGAAUCCAUUAAAAUUCCAAUCAAUUCUCAUCCCGUUUGGAUUCUCUCUGACAACCACUUUCCCAUCUUCUAGAGAAUUCGACGGGAUUUUUCGUCUAUUGAUCGCCUAUUUGUUGGAUUCUUUUUAUGGGUUUUACUCGACACUCCAAAUUAGAAUCUUGAUUUUGAAAUUUGGUGGCCGGUUUUAACCUUUUUCUCCGAUUUGACUGAUCGAUCGAUCGGAAGGUGGGUAAGUUUCGGUAGACGCAUGAGAGGAUUGGUAAAGCUACGAUUUUCUCCUAAUUCCAACCAUUUUAUUACUCCGAUCCUCCAUUUUUCGGAAAGCUGUAAUUUUUUGUUGUUCCUCUUGUUGUUGAGAUUAAGGUCGAUCGGUUUGUGGAUUGUUAAUAGUCCGUAUAGUUGUUUUUUCGAUCCUUACCAAUCGUUGUUUAAUUAUGGAUUCGAGGGAGAACAGGAGUAAUCGCCAGCUGCAAACCGGUCCUUGCUAUUCUACCUCGGGGAGGAGAUCAGCAGUCUCACCAUCUGUCAUCGUCAUAGGUGCUGGAUUUGCUGGCAUUACUGCUGCCCGAGCACUUCACGAUGCCUCAUUUCAGGUUACUGUGUUGGAAUCACGGCCGAGAAUUGGUGGCCGAGUGCAUACUGAUUAUUCGUUUGGUUUCCCGGUUGACUUGGGUGCUUCAUGGUUGCAUGGUGUUUCCAAGGAGAACCCAUUAGCUACAGUUAUUGGACGGUUGGGAUUACCACUUUAUCGCACUAGUGGUGACAAUUCAGUUUUAUAUGAUCAUGAUCUAGAAAGUUAUGCCCUUUAUGAUGUGGAUGGAAAACAAGUUCCACAAGGUCUAGUCUCAAAGGUUGGGGAAACAUUUGAGACCAUUUUGAAAGAGACGGAUCUUGUAAGACAGGAGUUCAGUGAAGACAUGUCUAUACAGCAUGCAAUCUCAAUUGUCUUUGAAAGGAGACCAGAUUUAAGGUUGGAGGGGCUUGAACAUAAGGUGUUGCAAUGGUACCUAUGCCGAAUGGAAGGCUGGUUUUCUGCAGAUGCUGAUACCAUAUCACUUAAAAGCUGGGACCAGGAAGAGUUGCUUCCUGGCGGGCAUGGGCUCAUGGUACGUGGAUAUCUUCCUGUAAUCAAUACACUUGCAAAAGGGCUCGAUAUUCGCCUCAGCCACAGUGUGACAAAAAUAGAUCGACACCAUAAUGGAGUAAAAGUAACUGUAGAAAACGGGGGCACGUUUAUUGCAGAUGCUGCUGUUAUUGCGAUUCCUCUCGGUGUCUUGAAAUCAAACCAAGUCAAAUUCGAGCCGAGGUUACCCGACUGGAAAGAAGAGGCCAUCGAGGGGAUUGGUGUUGGGAUCGAGAAUAAGAUUAUCUUGCACUUUGGUAAUGUGUUUUGGCCCAACGUCGAGUUCUUGGGGGUAGUUGCUGAGACUUCUUACAGCUGCAGUUAUUUCCUUAAUCUGCACAAGGCAACUGGUCACCCGGUCCUCGUUUAUAUGCCAGCUGGAAAAUUGGCUCGCGACAUUGAAAAAAUGUCGGAUGAAGCUGCUGCGAAUUUCGCUUUUACGCAACUUAAGAGGAUCUUGCCAAAUGCUUCCGAGCCAAUUCAGCAUUUAGUCUCUCACUGGGGAACAGACAAGAACUCGUUGGGUUCCUACAGCUACGACAUGGUUGGAAAAUCUCACGAUCUGUAUGAAAGGCUGAGGAUACCUGUCGAUAACUUAUUUUUCGCAGGCGAGGCCACGAGUUUUGAUUACCCGGGCUCGGUCCACGGAGCAUACUCCACGGGCCUCAUGGCUGCUGAGGACUGCAGAAUGCGUGUAUUGGAACGUUAUGGGGAGUUGGACCUUUUCCAGCCAGUUAUGGGCGAGGAGGUCCCAGUCUCUGUCCCGCUCUUAAUCUCCCGUAUGUAACUUAAUCUUAUAAUGGGCGAGUAUUUGGUUUGCCGAUUGCUCUGUGAAAUUGUGGGAUUAAAGUUAUUUCCCUGAUUGAAUGAUCAGAGGAUCGAUUAUUGGUGUGAUGAACUUUUGUUUUAAUGCGCGUGCGUGUUUGUCGAGACUUUUGAGAAUAAGAACGCUCUUUUAAGUUGAUUUUAGUAUUUGUGGACUUUGGUUUGGUAAUGGAACUUUAUGAAUGCUUGUUGAACUAUGAUAGUAUGAUGUAUGCUCUCCUGUUUGUGUUGUGUGCAUGUUAGCUCAUGGCUUAUUUCUGGUUUCU
Messenger RNA from Striga asiatica, 2304 nucleotides. Lineage: Eukaryota; Viridiplantae; Streptophyta; Magnoliopsida; Lamiales; Orobanchaceae. The record is from the annotation of a GenBank genome assembly.